UUGGUUAAGGAUGGUUACCAAAUACUAUUUCAUUCCCUUGUAUAUUUCUGGUUAGUAUUGUCGAUUAUGCUGGUAUAAGGUAUCAUGGUUGCUGUUAAUGGGGAGUUGGAUCCUUGCAUAUGCAGUAGUCCCACUUUAGCUGUAGGUGGUACAUUCCAAGACUCUCCAGUGGAUCCUGAAACCAUGGGUAGUACCAGACCCAACUGCUGUCAGUUGGAACAUGUGUCUGCUCAUUUCUUCCACCCGCAAAUGUAAUGCCGUUUCCACCUUAACUAAGCACUUACAAUGUGGUCGCAACUUUCGCAGUUUGAGGCGAGACGACAAACUGUCAGGAAUUUCUUUUUCCUUGUUUACAUUUUCAUGGAUAGAAGAUUUGUUCGUACCGUAGAUCUUAGUAACCUCAGUAUAAGAUUUUUUUUUCUUUCCAGAAUAAGUCAAAAACUUUCACCUUUUUGCUUAAAGGUAGUGCUUAUGGCCUCUCUGCCGUAUCUGAAUUGCUAGCUUCACGCUUUGGGACCAUUAUUAGUAAACUAAGGGUGACUUGAACUCAGGCACUGUGAUAGCAUAUCACAGUGGAUCUGAUAAGCAAGAGGGCAAUAGGUGGAUAGACAGCAUGGAUACGCUGGACAAAGGCAUGAUUCACUUCUGGGGCAGGACAGAAUGGGAUGGCAUGAGAAUUUAUCCUGCUACUCAGAACAGUGCACAAUUUAAAACUUAGGAAUUAUUUGUUUGUGGAAUUCUUCAUUUAAUAUUUUCCAACCAAACUGACCACGGGGUAACCAUGGAAAGCAAAGCCUUGUAAAAGGGGGGACUACUGUAUUUCAGUGCAAUUCAAUGAUUUGUUGUUGUUGUUGUUGAGCAUCUACUAUAUGACAUGAACUCCUCUAAGUGGUAGGGAUAUAUGGAGUGGUGAACACAACAGACAAAAAUCCCAGCCUCUCUGGAGCUCACGUUCUCUCAGUCACCAGCCAGUAUUGAUGCGCUCAAUCGGUUGGUGUGAAGCAUUAAGAAAAAUAGAGCAGAAAAGGGGAAUGAGAGUGGAGUGCAGUUUUGAGUGGGGUGGUCAGGGAAGGCCCCAUCUGCUAGAUGACCUUUGAGUAAAGACUUGAAGGAGGUGAGGAAGCAAGCCUAGGAUAUUUUGGAGAAGCAUCCUGAACCCAGAGGAAAGCAGGUAAAGGUUUUGAAGGAAGAAUACUGGCCGUGGUCAUGAACCACAGGGAAGCCACAGUGGCUGGGCCUGGUGGCUGGAUACCUUUUCUCAGUUGGGAUUCCUCAUCUAUACUGGAAGAUUUAGCAGAUAAUUUGAGUGACUGUUUUCUCAGUGCUUCCAUUGUAGAUGUAUAGGGAGUAGUUAAUUCCUUAUAUACACUGGUCCUUUAGGGCAGGAGUUUGCAAAUUCUUUGUGUAAAGAACCAGAUUAUAAUUAUUUUAGAUUUGCUUCACAUGCCAUACAGAAAGGGUGUAGCACAAAGUACCCAUGCAUGUGGUGAACCUGGCUGUGUUCUAGUGGAUCUUCAUUUAUGGACAUGACAGUUGGAUGGAACUCCGUAUAAUUUUCACAUGUCACAAGAUAUGCUACUUUUGGAUUUUUUCCAACUACCCAACCAUGUAAAAAUUAUUCUUACCGCUGUGGGCUGUACACAAAGGUGGACCAUGAGCCAAUUUACAGACCCGUGUUUUAUAUCCAGAUCUUGGGAGGCCAUGUGAAGACUUGGGCUUACUCUGAAUAAACAUUGGAAGGUUUUGAGCAGAGGUGGGAAAUGAUCAAAUUUAAGUUUAAAAAGAAGAGUUUCAGCUGUUGUUUUGAGAUUAAACUGGAGGUGGAGCAUGCCCUUACUGGUUGGGUGGUGAGUAGUUGCAUUCUGAGGGAAUUUAAGCGGUAAAUGGCAUUUUAUUUGCUGGCUGUAUAGAGGACAGUAACAGUUGCAUGCUUUUGAAAUGUAAAAAGUUUUGUUCCUUCAAAGCAUUCAUUUGGACCCUUUGAGACUGAAGUGUAGAAAAGCAUCAGAGGUUUUUCACCGGGGAAGCUAAUGAUGGGAAAUAAUUGAGCUGCCUUACUACAGCCCAAUUAGGAAGGGUGCUUUAUGUUUUUGUAAGAUAGAGACUUACCAGUGAAGAUGAUGCAGGAGCCAUGACCCAGCCAGCAUGGUUGGUGGAGAUAGCACAUGUUGGUGGAGUCACUUUACUUCUGGGCUACACCCAUACUGGGUGCCGGGUCUCUUACCAGGUAUAGCAGACACAGCCCUACGCUCCCAGAGCCUACCUGUUGCCUUUUAUGAGUCUCCAUCCUUGAAUUGAAAAUGCUGAAGAAAGGUAACAUUUGUCGAUCACCCAUUGCAGAAGCAGUUUUCAGGAAACUUGUAACUGAUCAAAACAUCUCAGAGAAUUGGAGGGUAGACAGCGCGGCGACUUCCGGGUAUGAGAUAGGGAACGCCCCUGACUACCGAGGGCAGAACUGCAUGAAGAGGCACGGCAUUCCCAUGAGCCACGUUGCCCGGCAGAUUACCAAAGAAGAUUUUGCCACGUUUGAUUAUAUACUAUGUAUGGAUGAAAGCAAUCUGAGAGAUUUGAAUAGAAAAAGUAAUCAAGUUAAAACCUGCAAAGCUAAAAUUGAACUACUUGGGAGCUAUGAUCCACAAAAACAACUUAUUAUUGAAGAUCCCUAUUAUGGGAAUGAUUCUGACUUUGAGACGGUGUACCAGCAAUGUGUCAGGUGCUGCAGAGCGUUCUUGGAGAAGGCCCACUGAGGCAGGUUCAUGCCCUGCUGUGGCCAGCCUGACUAGACCCCACCCUGAGGUCCUGCAUUCUCAGUCAGUGUGUAAUCAUGUUCCAGAGCCCAAAGGCCUAGCUCUUUGUUCAGUUGACUUACUGUUUCUUACCUUAAAAAAUAUUGUAGAUGGAAAUCAGUUAUGUUUGGCAGAAGAAUCAAUAAAAUUAUUUGAUUCUGACAGUUUAUGGGGUAUAUUAAGCAUUCUUAGACUAGUUGAACAUCUCACUUUGCCCCAAUUACAAAAAUAGUAGAACAAACAACAUAAAACAUAAUGAAGGAAAACCUCACUUGAACGCCCAGGUCAGCAUCUGAGCCCGCUGAGACUUAGAUAGUCAAGUCUACCUCUUCAGUAGGUUUGUGUGGAUGGCCUGAUGGAAGGCAGGUGCCCUCUGCUCCCUGUGCUACCUCUCUCUUCCCCGGGCCUUUUAUGGAUUGACAGUAGCCCUCUCCAUAGGAGCUCACAGUCUAGAUUAGAAGUGUUUUAAUUUAUACACACCCAUACUGCACACUUGUAUAUUGAAAAGAUAGGGAAGAGAGAAACAUUUAUGGAAACAGUCGUUAGCACCUUCAAUACUUCAUGAUUUUUGUCGAGUUUACUUCAUGAGGAGGUCAGCUCAUUGGCUCCCAUCUGAACCACUUUGCCUCUGAAACUUAAUUAUAUCCAGAAAGAAGGACGCUUGUAUGCUAGUCUAACUAUGGUCAGUUGAGGAAUAUGACUGUUUUUAUAUGCACAUGUAACCCAAAUGUCCAAUAUAAAUUGGCUUAUUUUUAAAAUUUUUAAAAGUUGGGAAAAGCUUUAUUAUUUGGCAUGCUUAAAUAUUAAGUAUUCUUCAUCAGCAUUUAAUAAGUGUAUAGGCAGAUAUAGGUAAUUUCUGUGUAUUUUGAGAUAAUGUCAAAAUCAUGAAUAUUUCAAAAUAAACUGGGGAGUUACAAAAAUACAACUAGAGAUAUAAA
Molecule: messenger RNA, 3724 nt
Organism: Rhinopithecus roxellana (golden snub-nosed monkey)
Lineage: Eukaryota; Metazoa; Chordata; Mammalia; Primates; Cercopithecidae
Gene: ACP1
Product: acid phosphatase 1
Exons: 6
Coding region: 2301-2747 (148 amino acids)
Biological process (GO): protein dephosphorylation
Cellular component (GO): cytoplasm
Molecular function (GO): acid phosphatase activity; non-membrane spanning protein tyrosine phosphatase activity
Source: RefSeq, a predicted model, not a curated record